Halichondria panicea is the source of this 2800-nucleotide messenger RNA. Its product is annotated as E3 ubiquitin-protein ligase TRIM71-like. The transcript has 2 exons. Bases 243 to 2462 code for a protein of 739 amino acids. NCBI's taxonomy places the organism in Eukaryota, Metazoa, Porifera, Demospongiae, Suberitida, Halichondriidae. Gene Ontology annotation, molecular function: protein binding; zinc ion binding. The record is from RefSeq and is a predicted model, not a curated record.
UUGUACAGUACAAGAGGAGUACAGUUGUAGGUGUACAAGUAUGUCAUACCACGUCACUAUCAGACCCCAUCUUAAGUAGGUGCGUAGGUGUAGAUGAGUAUGAACAUGAUCAGUCAGUAUCAGUGUCGAUAUAAUUAUAUCGCAAAUGUUGCAUCAAAUGACAGCGUCAGAGCUGAAGUAUUUCUGAGAGAGACUGAGUAUCGUCGUCUGAGCCUGCAUUGAUUAGGAUACCAAUACUUCAAAUGGCGACCAACACUUCAGCAGCAACUUCCUCGUGCACCUAUUGCUCCAAGAUAUUCAAUGAUCCUCGAAUGCUCAACUGUCUCCACUCAUUUUGCAAGGAGUGUCUCGAUAAAUAUUAUGACGAAGAAGGUAGCGGAACGAACCUUAAGUGCCCUAACUGUGAAAUUUCCACCCCUCUAACCGCUGUGGGUCGAAUCGACUUGCUCCCCAAAGAUUUACAAGCUAGCUAUGAAGCCGAUAUAACUACAUACGAGCUCAAGAUGAAGAGCAAAAAGGAGAUCGAGUGUGAUCGAUGUGUUGAUCCAGAAAACGGACCAGCCGUGUCUUUCUGUUGCAAUGAGUGCAAGUUCCUUUGCAAAGUCUGCACUAAAGAUCACAAGACCUGGCGAAAGACUCUCCAUCACGAGUUAAUUAAUCUCUCCGAGAAGAAAAAGAAAGGUGAUGUUUUGAAGAAUAUACCCCACGCUCCGAUGACAUGCAACGCCCACCCAGACGCUACUCUCACCUACUUCUGCGAGAGUCAUCAUAUUCUUCUGUGUCGAGACUGUGUUCUACUAGAGCACAAGAGUUGUGAGUAUCAGAUGAUCAAAAUAGCUGCAAAGGCAGAAAAAGCUGACCUGCUAUCGUAUCUUGGUAAAGUGGAAGAAAUUCGAGCCAAGUUGGAAGACGCUAUGGGUCAUGGAGACAAAGUGAUGCAGCGAGUUAACGCCACACAUAAAACGGUGGAUAAUUCAAUCAAAAACACCUUCAAAGCCCUUUAUGAAGCUCUUCGUAGCCGAGAGAGAGCCCUUCUGUCUGUCAGUGGAGACAUAGCCUUGGGCAAGGAGACUGCUCUUCGAAUGCAACACGAGAAUGUGAAGAAAUUUCAUGACGAUGCUACAAAAACAUGUAAGCGCAUCAAGGCCGCUACUGAAGUGUACACCCCGGCUGAAAUGCUCUCUACCAAGACCACAAUGGCUACAAAGCUGCAGUACCUAAUGAAGCUAUUUCAGGAAACGAUCCUUGAGUCAUGCAAAAGUGAAGUAAUGCCUACCUCUCUUGACAAUGCAGCUCUUCUCAAAGACAUACAGCUAUUUGGUCAAGUCAUAGCCGGCUGCUGUCCAUCACUGAGUACUGCAACGAUUGAGUUUAUCCCAAAGGCAGUAAAAAGCAGAGAGAGGAAGUUUGUUAUUCAAGCCCGUGAUUCUCAAGACAAACCCUAUCCUAAAGGCAGCGAGCCUGUGUACGCAACCAUUCGUCUGAUGGGGUCCGAAGAGUCUCCUACUACUUUAGCUGUCACCGACAAUGAAAAUGGUACAUACAGUAUUUCCUUUACACCGACGAGUAUUGGAAAACAUGUAUUAUCCGUUACCAUUAGUAACGAACACAUCAAAAGAAGUCCGUUCAUCGUCUAUGUAAGGGAGCCAAGGGAUUACACUGCACUAAAUGCAAGUAUCCAGACCUUUAAAGCUCCAACUAAUGUUUGUGGUGUUGCUUUGGAUGAGCACUCAAAUUUAUACGUUACACUUGAUAAUCACAGUAUUGUUGCUUUCGAUAAAUCUGGGACGCAGUUUUCUGAACUCGGCACACCAGGUAGCAACAGUAGUGAUGAUGGGAAAUUCUAUUAUCCAAGAGGCAUUCUUCUGAAAAACGAUUUGAUGUACGUUGCAGAUUGGGAUAAUCAUAGAAUUCAGAAGCUGAAAAUCUCUGGAGAUUUAGUAGCUAAGUUUGGUACCGAAGGUUCAGGAAAAGGUCAGCUAAAUUGUCCAAGUGGUAUAUGCAUGAUUCCUGAGGGUAAGAUUUUCGUUUCCGAGUAUGGAAAUAAUCGAGUGUCUGUUUUCGAAGCUGAUGGCACCUUUUGUUCUCAUAUCACUGGGCAGGGCCAAAAGGGAGGAGAUAUGAAAAGUCCUCGAGGAAUUGCGAUUGACCCAACAGGAAAUCUACACGUAACAAAUUACGGUGGAAGUACGUUGGUGAAAAUUUACUCUCAAUGUGGCAAAUACAUCUCUGAGUAUGGCGGUGAUAAAGUGACUAGUGCUUGCGGGAUCUGUAUCGAUGCUGAGGGUUAUUCUUUCAUUGGUGGUACCUAUGCUAACCCGGGCCGUGUGGAAGUGUUUGAUUCGGAGCACAAGCACAUCAAGACGAUAACUGCUGUGUCCAACAUCUGGCAUCUUACUCUCGAUAAUGACGGAUUCCUCUACGCUGCUGAUUUUAGUAACAGUCAAGUACAGAAGUAUUGAAGUAAUAGAUCUCAUUGUUUGGUUUAUUGUGCAUCUUUUAAUAGUACGUGCGAGUUACUGUGACAGUGUAAUUGCAGAGCCGGGAGGCUAGAACCAUGCAUUGACCUUAGGCAUAAAAACUAUAAUUACUUUUCUCCAACUUCCUUAAUUGCAGACUACUUUUAGCCUAAGCCUGUUUUUAGUGGUAUCUUUCAGGGGGUAGUCAUAUUUAUAUCAGCAAAAUUGCCGAAAAGUGUUUGCCAAUUUUGCUCAGAAGCCGAGAUACAAAUCUCAACGCCAGCUGUGCGUUGAUCUCGAUAAAAAGCCACUAGAUCUAGUACAAACUGACUUGUACUUCU